Molecule: messenger RNA, 765 nt
Organism: Myripristis murdjan (pinecone soldierfish)
Lineage: Eukaryota; Metazoa; Chordata; Actinopteri; Holocentriformes; Holocentridae
Gene: erp27
Product: endoplasmic reticulum protein 27
Exons: 7
Coding region: 1-765 (254 amino acids)
Biological process (GO): response to endoplasmic reticulum stress; protein folding
Cellular component (GO): endoplasmic reticulum
Molecular function (GO): protein disulfide isomerase activity
Source: RefSeq, a predicted model, not a curated record
AUGCUGAUCUCUCUGUUUCUGUCCCUCCUGGUCUCUUCUGCCGUUGCCACAGAGAAAGACAGUGCCCUCCCCAGGCUAACGGACACCAAAGCUGCCGAGGCCUUCAUUGACUCUGCUGAAGUGGUGGUCAUCGGGUUCUUGGAGGGAGAGGAGAGCCAUGGCUAUAAGGAACUUGUGGCAGCUGCUAAGCGGGUCGACACUGUCCCCGUAGCGAUGUGUGCAGAGAAGGAAGUGUGGGCUGACCUCAGCAUUACAUCAGACACCAUCACCAUUUUCAGAAAGGCAGAUAAUCAUCAGGAGAACCUUGUUCUCACUGAAGCCAAGAAGGUGGAAACCGAUGGUCUUGUAAACUUCAUCACCAUCAAUGAGGUCCGCUACGUCACAGACUACAACCAAGUGACAGCGGUGGGCUUGUUCAAUUCAGAAGUGAAGACACACCUUCUGCUCUUUGCCAACAGAGGCAGUAAGGACUAUAACGAGCUCAAGGAGCGACUGGCGGCUCUGGCUCCAGAGUUCACAGGCAAGUUCUUGUUUGUAAGGAUAAACGGGGCCCUGAAGUCCAACUCCCGCUCGCUGGGCUACUUCGGCCUCAAGUCAGGUGACCUUCCACGGGUCGGCAUCUACGAUGGUGACUCCGACAUGAAGUGGCUCUUACCUGAGGGGGAGAUUUCUACUGAGCGAGUCCGUGAGUUCUGCCAGUCUUUCCUACGAGGGGAUCUGAAGGAGGUGAAGCAGGCAGGAGCUGAAGCCAAAACUGAGCUCUAG